Musa acuminata AAA Group (dessert banana) is the source of this 462-nucleotide messenger RNA. RefSeq lists its product as uncharacterized. The record is from RefSeq and is a predicted model, not a curated record. NCBI's taxonomy places the organism in Eukaryota, Viridiplantae, Streptophyta, Magnoliopsida, Zingiberales, Musaceae. The transcript has a single exon. The coding region runs from base 1 to 462 and encodes 153 amino acids.
AUGCCCUACUCCCCUACUGUCGCCGUUGUCGCCACCCUGUUGGCGGCGGCCUAUGCGGUGGGGCGAGGGUGCUGCCCUCGCCUACAGGCAGCACGCUCGCUGGCGGCGCUGCCGCUGCGGGUGGGUGCCCCCGCGGAUGGUUCUGUCGGCGGGGUAGCGCUUGCAGGCGAUGCUGCCCCUGCGAGCGCCGCUGCCUCCAUGGGCAGUUCUGCCCACGAGGCAACGCCCGCAGGCGGCGCUGUCCCCCAGGGCGGCCGCCCUUGCGAGGGGGUUUCGCCCGCGGGAGCAGCGGUGGCAGGCGCCUCACCCCGCGGGAGAAGCGACCAUAGGCACCUCUGCUCGCGGGCUGCCAACCCCAUCGGCAGCAAGCCUACUGCAAGCAAGCUGCCAGCCGGCUGCUACAGACGCAACUCCUAUGCUGCCUGCUUGCGGCUACGCUACACGCACGUAGAUCGAGGCUAG